CUCUCAACUUCGCAUCCAUAAUUUAAUUAAUAUAUUCGUCCUUGUUACCCUGCGCUUGGCACCAUGAUAGACGAGGCGAACACUGCCUUGGCAGCCUUGAUCAUAGCCAUUGUUGCUAUGUUCAUAGCCUCCGUUCAGCUGCUGCAACAGCUCUUCGGUACCGCCGACGGCUAUCGUCGCUGCCCGGAAUCCAUCAUCGGUCCCUGGUCGGAACUGACGCGUCUGAGCUGGCGCUGGUCUGAGUUUCGAUUCGAGACGAAGUACACCACGCCGCUGAUCGUGUCGUACGACGCGGACGAGAGAGCCAAUGACCCGCGAAUCGUCGGCAUCAACGAUACGACGCCGCCCCGGGAGCUGCAGCAAACAAUCCACAACUGCGACCACGAGGUCUGCAAUCGGCCGACGGCGAGAUGGCGGCAGAAGCUGAGCCUGGUGCGCGGUCGUCGUCGUCGCCAGCUCGCCACUGCCCCCGGUGACCAAGUUUCGUGGACUCUGCUUCUUCGCAUGAUUCAUAACUGUCAGGCUAGAUGGCGGGUGAACGGACCUUCUCUGUCGGAGAAGCAGGCGUUAGAAGGGCCCUUGAUGCCGCCUUCUACGGCCGAGCGCGACUUUGGCGUGGUGUACGUGGAAAGAUCCUGGGAUCUGAUGAUCCCUGAGGUGACGAGGCCGCUCGCGACCAGCACGUUGGGCGAUAUUGUGGUCAUUGCGCAUCGCAUGGGAAUGCGCUGGCUGGACCUUCGAUUCAGCGAGGGUUUCCUGCGAGCCGAAGGGAACGGACACAGUCUGUCGGCGACGCUUCUGCGGGGAUUGGGACCGGUGUUCCAGUAUAGCUUCGAGAAAAAGGCCCAUGCCAUUCAGAUGCACGAAAUCAACGGCGGAGAGCCAGCAUUUGAGUGGGUGCCUGGAAAGGAUGCGCUUGUGCCCACGAAAGAAGCCGACAUGAUGGCAUGUGGCAUUCUCGUUGGCGAUUCGAUGCUGGGAUUGUCCAACUUCCAUCUGGCGGGCUCCGACGAUGCAGAGACGCACCACCUGCUGAGACUAGCGCUGAUCCGGCUGGGUGUCGCCAAAGAAGUCGCGACGCGGCUCUCGGACGGCUACUCGCAGCGAGGGAUCGUGAAUGGCUGGCAAUCUCGAUCGAGUUUCGCCCUCGGCGACCUCGUAGGGCUUCUGUCCCCCUUUAUUCCUCUACCGGGCUCCGACAUCAACCUGAUUGUGAAUCCGAUCCGCACGUCGCAGGUCGGAUCGUCGUUUCUGUUCUGGGAGUCGCGAGAGAUCUUCCUCCUGCGGCUGAAAGAGACGGUUCAGCAGCGAAAACGUGCAGACGUGGCUCGCGAACGAUCGAAUUUAGAUAUGAUUUGCGAUUAUCUCACCGAGCUCCACGACCAAUAUCCCGACGACUUCUUCGAUCGCUGGGAGAAAGACCCCUACGUGAAGCAAUCCACUGGACGAACCGACGCGACGUCCUCGCACAUCAACACCGGGAAACAACGGUACCUCCAGCGCCUGUACGAGAUGCACACACGCACCACGCAGUAUUUCUCGGAGCGACCCGAGCAUUUCAAGUUCCUGGUGGCCGAGUAUAUCAACAUAGUGGCUGAUGCGUGGCCCCGGGCAACGGAGAAUGCUCGUCAGGGCAAAGCGCGCAACACGAAGGGCAAAUUCGAAGGGCCUCGCAAUCAAUGGCAUGAGAAUGGCCAUGUCAUUCUGGAUUCCCUGGAGGACCUCCUCCGUAAAAUGGAGGGGAGAUUCGGGGGUCGGGAUGGAGCGAUGGAUGCGUGGUGGAUGCUGGUGCUGCGAGGGAUGAGUUGGUACAUGUCCGUCUGGAUCACCGUGCCCACCUCGUUGGUGCCUUCGUACUGCUAUGCCAGUCAGUCGGUUGUCUAUGUUUCGUAGGUCCUAUCCGAUAGCCUCAAGCAAAUCCGUUUUCCCUUUUUU
Messenger RNA from Aspergillus steynii IBT 23096, 1935 nucleotides. RefSeq lists its product as uncharacterized. Lineage: Eukaryota; Fungi; Ascomycota; Eurotiomycetes; Eurotiales; Aspergillaceae. Bases 64 to 1893 code for a protein of 609 amino acids. The transcript has a single exon. The record is from RefSeq and is a predicted model, not a curated record.